This is a messenger RNA of Sceloporus undulatus (fence lizard), 4295 nucleotides long. RefSeq names its product interphotoreceptor matrix proteoglycan 1 (gene IMPG1). Gene Ontology annotation, biological process: visual perception. Lineage: Eukaryota; Metazoa; Chordata; Lepidosauria; Squamata; Phrynosomatidae. The transcript is spliced from 19 exons. The record is from RefSeq and is a predicted model, not a curated record. The coding region runs from base 466 to 3060 and encodes 864 amino acids.
GUCAGUAGAAGAAGACUUCUGUUGUUUACCAUGGUGCUACUGAACGUCUUCUGGGGCUGACAGAUGCCACUCCAGAAGGUUAAUAAGAUGAAGGCAGCUCUCCCAGCUGGACCAUAAGAGGGAUUAUGUCUGAGCAGCAGAUAAACAGCUUAUUCCAGAAACAGACACUGCUUUUUUUGUUGUUGUUUAAACUUCGUCACUCUUCUCAGAAUUCUCACUCCAGUCCUACUUUCAUUCUCUUUGGGUGAGAGGUGGGAUGAGCUUGAGGGUUUGUUCAACUCUUGGAUCCUCCAUCUGUUGCUACAUAGCGAAUGAGAGGACAUUCUGAACACCUUGGUUUUGGGACACAGCUGGUACGACGUUUGAGUGGUGUCGACUCCUUAAAAACAACUUAUUCAGCCAAACCUACUUCUUCAUAGCCUGCAUAACCAUCCUUGAAAACUGUGAAUGGUUUAAAAAAGCACCAUGCAUUUGAAAACAGGAUUCAUAUUUCUCAUAGUUUGCCUUGCACUCCAAGUCCAAGGAAGUACAGAAACUCCAAAUAAAAUUAAUCACGAUGAAGCCAAACUUCUUGCAGAUGCUUCUGGGUCUGAAAAGUCAGAGAGAACUACAAAGAGGUCUAGAGUAUCAACUAUUCGGAGAAUAUUUGAUAUGGCCAAGCAUCGAACAAAGAGAUCUUCUUUUUUCCCAACUGGAGUGAAGGUUUGCCCUCAAGAGUCAGUGAAGCAGAUUUUAGCAAGCCAUCAAGCUUAUUAUCGGCUAAGAGUUUGCCAAGAAGCCGUAUGGGAAGCUUUCCGAAUUUUUCUGGAUCGGAUUCCAGAUGCAACAGAAUAUCAGAAUUGGGUCACUGCCUGUCAGCGGGAAACAUUUUGUAUAUUCGAUAUUGGGAAAAAUUUCAGUAAUUCUCAGGAGCAUCUAGAAAUAAUUCAACGGCGAGUAAAACACAGAACCUUCCAGGAUAGAAAAGAGGAAAUUUCUACAGAGAAAACCAGUGGCAAAAAACCUGAAGAAUCGCCUUCCCUUGCUACAGCCCCUACAGGCACCCUGGUGAAUGAAAUCGUCAACGACACCAAGAUUCCUGUGAAGGAGAUAAAGCCAGAGGUUCCAAACAUAGUUUCUGAACAUCCUGUGGAACAGAUGGUGGAAUUCAGUGUUACUCUCACCAACCAGGAAUACACCCCAGAACUGAGUGACCCUACAACUCCUCAGUACCAGAAACUAGCUGCAAAAUUCCAGCUUCAAAUGCAAAAAAUAUUUGAGAAACUUGCAGGAUUCAAAGAAAUCCGUGUGUUAGGAUUUAGACAGAAGAAGGAAAAAGAUGGGUCAAGCAGCACCGUGGCACGGUAUGUUGUUAACUUUGAGAGGGAUGAAAGUGAAGUGAAAGGCCUUGCGGAUGACAUCUCAACUAUUGGCUCCAACAAAGUUGAAAAUGAAAAAGUUCCCCUUAGUACAGAGGGGGAGAUACCUGCAGUCAAGCCAAAAGUGACAGAACUUCAGCAGAUGGUUGCCAUGGCACUACAAGAAGAUAAAUCAUUAUCCAUGGACCUUGGGACGCUUCAGUUUACUGAUGCAGAGCUUAGGCCAUCUAGUGACUCAGACAAUAUUAUCACCGAUGCUGGGGCUGGACUUGGAUUGGAAGUUAGUGAUCAGAAGAGUGAAGAUGAGCGGAUGCAAGACCAGAUCUCUAGCAUAGACUCACAGAACCUCCCUGGGGAAGACAUAAAGAUUGCAGGCCAGCUGGAAUCUUCUGGCGAUGACAUUUUUGCCACAUUGAGCACAAUGCCCUACUUCAUUGGUUCCCCUGGCCUGCCCACUUCUGUUCCUGAAGAUGAUAUUUUGGGCCCCACGGAACAAAUCAUUUUGUUGCCAGCUACCAGUGGCCCCUCAGCUGUCAUAGACCAGUCUUUUGAAGCAACAAGUUCUGUAUGGGCAGCAGCAACUGAUGUCGGCAUCCCUACAGGAUUUGACAUGGGAGUGCAGGACAUUGCCACUGAACUGGGCCCAAUUGACAUAAUGAGCCCAGCAACGGUGGAGGAGGAGGGAAGCGGCUACUAUGCCAUGCCAGAAAUCCCAGACAUGACCCCAGCUCCUCCACUGGAAUAUGUGACUACAAGCUCCAUGACAACGGCAGCCAAAGGCAAAGAGUUGGUGGUGUUCUUCAGCCUGAGAGUCACCAACAUGCGCUUCUCUGAUGACCUCUUCAAUCGGAGUUCUGCAGAAUACAAGGCACUUGAACAGCAGUUCAUGCAGCUGCUGCUUCCCUACUUACAGUCCAACCUCACAGGGUUUAAACAACUGGAAAUACUCAAUUUCCGCAAUGGAAGUGUGAUUGUCAACAGUAAAAUGAAGUUUGCCAAGUCGGUGCCAUACAACAUCACAGAGGCUGUCCACUGUGUAUUGGAGGACUUUUGCGAUGCAGCAGCUCAGCGUCUUAAUCUCGAAAUUGACAGCUACUCACUUGAUAUUGAGCCAGCUGAUCAAGCGGACCCUUGCAAGUUCAUGGCAUGUGAUGAAUUUUCACACUGCGUAAAGAAUGACUGGACUAAAGAAGCAGAUUGUCUUUGCAAACCUGGCUAUGUACGAAAAGAUGGACGGCCAUGCCAGAGUCUGUGCGAGAUUGAACCCCACCUGUGUGUUAAUGGUGACAAGUGUGAAUUGGUCCCGGGAAGAGGGGCAGUCUGUAGAUGCCCAGUACGUAGAAACAGAGGAGAGCGUUGCACAAAAUACACUCCAGCACCUGCCCGAUCCAACAUCUCCAAAGCUGUGAUGCUAGGCUUACUAUGCCUCAUUUUCCUCCUCAUCACUUUAAUAAUUAAAUUACGAUGGAAAUGCAAAAGCAGGACUAAUGUGGAAGGCCCUCCUCUCAGCCCAUACAGUGCGGAGAACACUGUAAGAAUUAAUCCUGCUUUUGAUCACGAUGAACCCAUCAGUAGUUUCUGCCGUGGGCCGUGUAGCGUAAGUGCUUGCAGCAAUUCCUCCGAGAGCAGUGAUCAAGGGGCAUUGCAAAAUAAUGAACACACAACAGAGCAUGGAGGCCACCAGACGCAAAACAAAGACUGACAAGUUAGUGUAUGAAGCCGCAGAUUCCAGCCACAGCCAGAGGAUCUAAAGCAACAGGACUUCCUCGUGUGAUAUUCACUCAACAAUUGAGUCUUUGAGAAGACCAGCAUCAAAGACUUCAGAAGGCUACCAAUCUAUUUUCCCCCCAUAAAGGCAAAGAACACUUUAACUGAAGUUUAUUUUUGCUAAGAAAAAAGAAAACGGUGGCUGCAUCUACUUUCCUCAGAACUGCUGAAUUUCAUUACCUGUAAUACAUAUUAUCAAGAAUACAGUGCUAAAUGUAUUUAAUAACUGUACAGUGUUUAUAUAAUGAAUAUUUUUUGUUAUCUUUAAGCUUAGAUGCAUAUGCAGAAGUUUGUGCUGGAAAUGUUAAAACCUGUGGUGUUCUAUCCUGAAUUUUGAAAGGGACAGCAAAAUGGCUGGCAUGCAUACUAAAUAAUGGGACAGGAGUCAGAAAUGUAUUAGUAACUGUUAUAGGUGUAAUAACUGGAGAUGCAUAAUGAGGGAGCUUAUUCAAGGCUUACAAUAGGAAACAAAGGCCCGUUACAAACGGGCACCCUAGCACGGACUCAGUCCAUACUAGGGUUAGAAAGGGGCGUCUGGAAGAGACGCCCCUAACCCUAGUACGGACUGAGUCCAUACGAAAUGGCGGCAGCUGUUCCACAUGGCCGGCGCCAUCUUGACGUAACGGACGCGCUGCUUCCACACGUCGCACCUCAGAAAUGACGCUGCGAGUGUGCACUUCGGCACUUGCGGCAUCUUUUCCAGGGCGCAGGAAGGAGCGCGAUUUUCGCACUACUUCUUUGCAGCGUCCGGGAACCAUGCCGUUUGGCUGCUGUGGUUCCCGGAUGCUGCAACCGGUGGCGGCAGCAGACCGCCACUUUUCGGCGGUCUGUAACCCGCCAAAGCUUAGUUUUCUAGCCAGUUGUUAGGUUUUAGUCUUAGUACCCAAUGAUACCUAAUAAAAUAGAAUAGAUUCUCAAAAUUAUUGCACUUCUUUACCUGAAACAAAUGGAUGCAGCUUUCUAUAAAAUACUAUUUUAAGAAUUAACCGACAUACUUUGUGUUCUAUAUAAGACAUAUUUACUAUUACCUAUACCCUGGAAAAGAUAAGGUUGGGAAAGCUGCAACAGACCAUAAAAUACAGUCUUCACAGUAUCGCAACCACUACUGUACAAGACUUCUCAGCUAGCAACAUUUGGGCACAGCUAAUAUUUUUUUUAAAAAAAACCAAA